Molecule: messenger RNA, 2372 nt
Organism: Hordeum vulgare subsp. vulgare (domesticated barley)
Lineage: Eukaryota; Viridiplantae; Streptophyta; Magnoliopsida; Poales; Poaceae
Product: prostaglandin reductase-3-like
Exons: 18
Coding region: 210-2114 (634 amino acids)
Cellular component (GO): mitochondrion
Molecular function (GO): zinc ion binding; oxidoreductase activity
Source: RefSeq, a predicted model, not a curated record
GAGGUUAACGAGAGGAAGGGGCGGACCGCGCCGCCGCGGCGCCUCGUUCUCGCCGCCUGUCCCCGUCUCGGCAGCUCCGCCGGCCGGGCGGGUCCCUACUCUAGUACCUCCUCGGACCCCCACCCUCGCCUCACCCCGCGCCUUCCCCGCCUUCUCCGCCGCGAUUCCCUGACAGAACCUCGUCGGCCUCUCCGCUGCGCCGCCCCGCGAUGAAGCUGAAGCCAGGCAUGUCGGCCCUCGUCACCGGCGGCGGCUCCGGCAUUGGGAAAGCACUUUGCGUUGCUCUUGCACAGAAGGGUCUAGCUGUGACUGUCGUCGAUUUCUCUGAAGAACAUGGAGGACAAGUUGCGGCAUUAAUUCAAAAGGAAAGCAAACAGUUCCGUGGAGAUUCUAAAGUUCCGUCUGCUACAUUCAUCAAGUGUGAUGUUACUGAUGCUGAUGCUCUUGCUGCCGCUUUUGGGAAACAUGUACACUUGUAUGGUGGAUUAGAUGUCUGCAUCAACUGUGCUGGAUUUGUCAAUAAAUCCUUAGUUUAUGAUGAUACAUCCAAUGGAACUAAGACAUGGAGGCGUGCUGUAAAUGUGAACCUUGUUGCUGUUAUUGAUGGUACUCGCAUCGCAACUCUAAUAAUGCGUGCACAGAAGAAGCCUGGUGCCAUAAUAAAUAUCGGUUCAGUUGCUGGCUUAUACCCUAUGCACUAUGAACCCAUCUAUAGUGGGACAAAAGGUGGUGUGAUUAUGUUUACAAGAUCACUUGCUCCAUUAAAACGACAUGGCGUUCGUGUCAAUGUGAUCUGCCCUGAGUUUGUCCAAACAAAUAUGGGAGAACAAGUAAAUCGCGUAUUAGUAGAUGCGCUUGGUGGGUUUCUGAAGAUGGAGGAUGUUAUUAAUGGUGCAUUUGAGCUUAUAGAAGAUGAGAGCAAGGCUGGUGCCUGCCUUUGGAUAUCUAAAAGAAGAGGGAUGGUGUACUGGCCAACAUCAGAGGAAGAAAAGAAGUAUUUGGUGUAUGCCACAAAGUCAAAAAUGACACUAACAAAGAAUAGAUUCCCCAUCAUCCAGACACCUGAAUUCUUUGAGAAGAUAACGGUUCACACGCUCAGUCAUAAUUUCCGCAAUGCUACAAGAAUUGAUCGUGUGCGGCUGAGAUUGCCCAUGGAACCACAUAGUGCUCUUGUUAAAAUAAUAUACGCUGGUGUAAAUGCUAGUGAUGUGAACUUCACUUCUGGCCGUUAUUUCAGUGGUAAUGCUAAAGAAGCUUCUGCACACCUUCCAUUUGAUGCUGGUUUUGAGGCUGUGGGAAUUGUUGCUUCUGUUGGAGAUUCGGUGAGACAUAUCAAAGUUGGCACUGCUGUGGCCCUUAUGACCUUUGGGAGCUAUGCCGAAUUUACAGUGGUUCCUGCCAAACAUCUUCUUCUGGUGCCAAGACCAGACCCUGAAGUAGUUGCUAUGCUAACAUCAGGACUGACUGCUUCAAUUUCUCUUGAAAAGUCAGGUCAAAUGACAUCCGGACAAGUUGUUUUAGUUACAGCUGCUGCUGGUGGAACAGGACAGUUUGCUGUUCAGCUCGCUAAACUAGCUGGCAACAAGGUUAUUGCCACAUGUGGUGGCGGGAAUAAAGCUGCACUUCUGGCUUCACUAGGGGUUGAUCGAGUCAUCGACUACCAACAUGAAAAGAUAAAAGAUGUUCUGAAAAAGGAGUUUCCAAGAGGUGCAGAUAUAGUGUAUGAAUCUGUAGGCGCUGAAAUGUUUGACUUGUGUUUGAAUGCACUUGCUGUUCGUGGACGCCUCAUUGUAAUUGGUAUGAUCUCUCAGUAUCAAGGAAAGGAUGGAUGGAUGCCACGGAAUUACUAUGGGUUGUGUGAGAAGAUUCUUGGAAAGAGCCAAACUGUGGCUGGAUUUUUCCUGAUUCAGUAUGCCGACCUGUGGCAAAAACACCUUGACAAGCUUUUUGACCUGCAUGCGUCUGGGAAGUUAAAGGUUUCCCUUGACCCCAAGAAAUUCGUAGGUGUUGCUUCUGUGGCGGACGCAGUAGAACAUCUCCACUCUGGCAGGAGCAUUGGCAAGGUGGUUGUCUGCAUGGAUCCAGCAUACAGCCAGACCCUUGCUAAGCUGUAGUCUACACAUAUAUGAGCUGCAACAUCAAGAUCUCAGAGUACGCUACAUACAGAAACUGCAGAGUAAUCUACGAAAAAUAUUUAGUUUACAAGUCUUGAGAUUCUUCCAACUAUUUUCUUGUCUGCCUGAGCGAAUCAUACGGAUCACCACUAUAUUUCCUCAGUGCCACGGUGCUGUUAUAUAUGAGCAUGUUUGUUCUUAGCAGUAUAUAUAGCACUAUGUGAGUAAAUGAAAGAGCAAUCAAGUUGGUCGGCUGCA